GAACAAUCAGGCCCAGAUUCAAUUGAGUGCAUGUCAUCAAGAUAGCCGAUUCUUUUAUUCAAGCUUUGUUUCAACCUUUUUCUAACCUCAUAUCUGUUCCACCUGUCCAGUCCCACCAUGCCUCCUAAUUAUGGGAGAGCGAUUGGCGACCCCAGCGACGACGACUAUGUUGCGCAAGUGCUCGCAAAUGAAGCGCGGGACAGCUCUAUUAAAUAUUCUACGGAGGGAUUAGGGGCAUAUGUGCCCAAAAGGCCUACAGGAGCUGCGCCCAAGCCAAAUACUCGUUUCCUACGUCAUAUUAUCAAAGAAACCGACAGUCACAAUGCAGCAUUGAAGCGAAAGGAAGAAAGCGAGGCAAGGGAACGAAUGCGACAAUUACGGGAACAGGCUGCUUCAUCCUCGUCACACGAUGCUCGAAGACACGUAUCCGACGAUCGGGAACCUAAGAGAGAUAGAAGGGAAUGUCGCGAAGAUAGACAUCGGUCGCACCGAAGAAGACAUAGAAGUCGCUCGGCAUCUACGGAUAGAGGUUCCUCCAGGAAACACCGGCGAAAGCACGAGGAUUAUGACACAGAUGAGGACCGCCAUCGAUCUUCCAGGAGGGACCGUCGACGCGACGAUAAGCGUAGCCACCGGAGGCGUCGCCGAUCAUAUUCCAGAUCACGAAGUCGUUCCCCGCGAGACGAACGGAAAUAUGAGUCCCGCAGGAGCAGGAAUUACAAGGAGCAGGAUACACGCAGUGACCAUCGCAGCUCCCGUGAGCACCGUUCUUCUCGCCGACACACGCCACCUAAAGAAGCUUCCCCGCCUCGUGCAACUCUACAAAAUCCACAAUCGGAAGACGAAUCGGACCCUCUCGAAGACCUCGUCGGACCACUACCACCCAGGGAAGAUGGUCGGGAUAGGGCACUUCUUACUCGUGGUCGAGGCGCUUACAAACCGAAUCUAAGCAAUAUUGACGCACAUUUUGCCCCGGAUUAUGAUCCUACCCUCGACAUCCAACAGGAAGAUGGUGAUACGCACACUGGGAAUAGAUCUACCCGUCGGCCCGUCCCAGGUCUCAUGGCUGAAGAUGAUGACUGGGAACUUGCCCUGGAGGCGGUCCGUGACCGUGCCCGUUGGCGACAAAAGGGCGAGGAGAGACUACGUCAGGCGGGCUUCAACCAAGAUACUGUAGACCGAUGGAAGAGUAACCCGGCCUUUGCCGCACCUGGUGACACGGAGGGCAGACCGGAGGAUGUGAAAUGGUCAAAGAAAGGGGAGGGUCGUGAAUGGGAUCGAGGAAAAUUCCUUGAUGAUGACGGUCAUAUUGAUGUUAAGGCAGCUUGGUAGUAUCUAAAUUAACUGGAUUGCUGGUCAUCCAGAUAUACAUGGCAUGAAUUAUGACGACAGUAAUAUAGAAUGUUGAUAUAUAUUUCAGUUUACAGAUGUUUCAAUAGCUGAACGAUCAAUUUUAUCGUAUAAUACACGAAGCAGAG
This is a messenger RNA of Aspergillus wentii DTO 134E9, 1478 nucleotides long. RefSeq lists its product as uncharacterized. Bases 118 to 1332 code for a protein of 404 amino acids. The record is from RefSeq and is a predicted model, not a curated record. NCBI's taxonomy places the organism in Eukaryota, Fungi, Ascomycota, Eurotiomycetes, Eurotiales, Aspergillaceae. The transcript has 2 exons.